AUGCCGCGACACCUGCUGCAGGAGUCCGUCGACCGCCUGGCCGCGAUGGCCGCACCGCCCGCGGCCAUGGCCGGCGGCGGCGGGGCCGUGCACACGGACACGCUGCUCAUCCUGACGGCGGUGUUCUGCUUCCUUCUCUGCGUGGUCGGGCUGGCCCUCGUCGCGCGGUGCUCACGGCUCUGCAACCCCUCGGUCUUCUCCGACGACGCGCCGGGGGCAAUGGUGUCCAAGGCGUCGUACAAGGGGAUCAAGAAGAAGGCGCUGCAGCUGCUGCCCACGGUGUCAUGGAGGCCAGAACACGGGGAGAAGGGCGAGGAGGUGCCGGAGUGCGCCAUCUGUCUCGCCGAGUUCGCGAGCGGCGACGAGGUGCGCGUGCUCCCGCCGUGCGGCCACGGCUUCCACGUCGCCUGCGUCGACGUCUGGCUCCUCUCCAGCUCCACCUGCCCCUCCUGCCGCCGCGCCCUCGUCGUCGUCGCAGCGCCGCCACCCGCCGAGCCUCCCGCGACGUGUUCGUGUGCCCCCGCGGCGCAGGUCUCGUCCACCGCCCGCUGCUGGCCGUCGGCGCCGUAG
This is a messenger RNA of Lolium rigidum, 570 nucleotides long. Its product is annotated as RING-H2 finger protein ATL80-like. Lineage: Eukaryota; Viridiplantae; Streptophyta; Magnoliopsida; Poales; Poaceae. The coding region runs from base 1 to 570 and encodes 189 amino acids. The transcript has a single exon. The record is from RefSeq and is a predicted model, not a curated record.